Messenger RNA from Spirodela intermedia, 3457 nucleotides. NCBI's taxonomy places the organism in Eukaryota, Viridiplantae, Streptophyta, Magnoliopsida, Alismatales, Araceae. The record is from the annotation of a GenBank genome assembly.
AUGGGCCCACCAGAUGAGGAGAGAAGACGUGGCAGCAUCACCACCAUGGAGAGCUUUCGUGCAACCAAUGAACGACGUGGCCUUUAUUGGUUGGGGCAAGUUGUUUAGAUGAGGAGUGCGAUAUGUAGCUCUCUCUCUCUCUCUGGCUCUGUGAAUCGAGAGUAGAGGGAAGAUGGCGAGCUACUCCUGCAUCGUUGCUCGUGCGGAUGCGAACUUGUGCUUCCCGACAAAGAGACCGUGCAUUUCUUCGCUUACGGCGGCGACGGCAGCGGCGUCCAGGUGAGGACAGACGGCGCUCGCUCUUCUUCGCCUCCAUUGUAUAGAAAUCACAACCACUCUCCCCUCUUCGAGAAUUCCUGGGUCAGAACACAGCUGUAUUCGAUGCAUUCCAGGAUUUGUGUGUUCUCGAGACGGUUUCUGAGUGCCUUUGGAGGAACCUCUUGCUUCUUCUCUUCGUCGGUUGGAGAUCCCUUGUAUCCUGAUUUCGUCUGGCAGAAAGAGACAACCAAGAGGAAAAUCCUCGUUCGUGGUGACUUGCGACGUCGGAAAAAUUGGCCGCCCCUCGGCCUUUCAUUUUCGUUUUCUUGUGCCACCGAAUCAUAGUUCGGAAGCGUGAAUUGUUCGAACUCCAGCUGUCUUCUUCUGCGUACCGUGGUGGUACGUGCUGUGAACUAGAACAACGUAAUUUUGAAAGGAGAACCUGUCUGUUUAGGGAGAAGAGGCCCAUAGGAAAAUGAAAACUACUUUACUAACAACGAGGGAAAAUCUUUGAUAACUGCAGGAUCGAUUAGUAGAUUGAGGUUGUCAUGUGAUGGCACCGUCAUGGUAGAUAGAAAUCAAUCUCCUGAGUUUUUCUUUGGGUUUCAAGUAAUACGAGAUUCGGUGAAUUUUUCAACAAGCUCUCCUGUUUGAGUCCACAACGUCUGCAUGGCUGAAAUCUUUAUCGAAUGAAAUUUCUUCUCAUAGAUCUGAAAUAGCUAAUAUACUUGUUUUCAGUCGUAAAACAAUGGGUUUGAUCCUAAACAUCUUUGAUAAAUUGGUAUUCACUUCCGUCGCUUCUGAAACUAUUACUAUUUUUUUGUAACUAAUGCUCUUCUCUCCUCUAUCUUGGCAGCAGAUUGCAAAACAAAGGAUUGGAUGUCAGGAGUCUCCCAAGGGGCAGAAGCCAGAUACUCCCGGUUCAGGCAGUUGCUAAUGUACGAACUCAUCCUUUUCAUGCGAUUCCGAUAUGUUUCGUUUGUUGAGAUUAAGGUCCGCCGGGCAUGGAUUGAAUGAUUCUUCAGGAAGAAGACUAAAUACCAUCAUGAAAAUAGGCUCAGCUUAUUCAUUUUUCAUGGUGUUUAUAGUCGCAGGGCUGGUAUUAAUUUAUAUCGUCAGAUGGGAAAAAUUGUCUAGUUGAUAUUUUUAAUUUGAAUAAAUCGAUUUUCAUUGUUUGGCAGAACAUGAUCUAGGAAAUCCGAGAGACUGACUCUUUAACUUUUUUCUAUUGUUUCCUUCAUUUGCUUAUCGUUGUGAUUGGAUAUUUAUUAAUCGUAAAGAACUGUUUUCUUUUCUUCGGAUGAUUGUGAAAGCUGAACCACAAUAUUCCUCGUGUGGUGUUUUGGGAACUUUUUGGAAUUUGAAAACAUUUAUGUGUAGAAACAGAGAUCCUUUUUUUCAUUCAGGACUCAAAUGUGAAAUUUUCAGUGCAUGCAACUCGUGAGCCACUGUUUUAAAAAAAUCGGAAAAUUAUUCACAUGAGAAUUCUAAAGAAGCACCGUCAGCUCUCACUCAAAGAGAAGCGCCCAGAUCCAAGGUUGGCUUGUUGCAUCAAUAAAUCUGUAAAUAUUUGGGGCAUCACAUCAACUUUUGGCUUCUCUGACUCACCAAAUAGUAGUAAAAAAAAUUAACAUGAGAGGAGUCACAUCCUUCUAAUUUGAUGAUGCAUUAUUCUGCGUUGCAAGCAUUUAUUCAGGCGUGUACUUUUUUCUUAUUUGAAUUAUCAUGUUCUAUGAGUAAAAUCGCCUUAGGUCUUUGUUCAGUUCUUGGAAAGAGAAGGGCGCAUACGCCUUUUAUGGGCCUCAGUAUUUAGGCGGCGUGAGGCUGCUAAAAGGAAACCCUCGGAGCAGAGCUGAAGCUUAGGUUCCUUUAACUGUGAUUAUGCCAACUCGUGAAAUCCCAGUCUUUUUAAAACAAGAGUCACGACCAUCAUUUCUUCGUGCAAUCAUUUUUUUUUGUAAAUAUUACUCACUUCGGAGCGCUGAGGAUGCUAGAAUUAUUUAUUCCUCAAUUUUUAGCUGGGUUUUUUAAGAUUCUUGCUUUAUUUUUCAGACAUCUCGAAGGAGAAGAUCUUCCAGUGAUGACGUGGUAAUGGUCGAUCCUUUGGAAGCCAAGCGACUGGCAGCGCAACAAAUGCAAGAAAUUCAGGCAAAGCAGAAACUCAAAGUGAGCAAUUGCUCUGACCUUUCUCUAGAAGCAUGUUGAUGAUUGUUGGAAUUGUGUUUUGUCUCUCCUUUACUGAAUUUCUCUGAUUUUAUUCUCCAUUAUAUGAAUUCUGUUCUUAAAAAGUCAACUUAACUUCCUCAAGAAUGUCAAUAAUAUAAUUAACUUUGACCCUACAAGAAUGUGAGAUUUAUCUGCGCAUUGGAGUGCUUUCUUUUUCUUCCAUAGAUUUCCAUUUCAGUGCAACGAGUUCACUUGGGUCAGCGCUUUGCUCUGGUAAAAUCCCGAGUGGAUCGUCUUUCUUCCAUGUUCCCCGGAUAUCCCCUGAGAACACCCAAUCACCCUUUUCCACGUGGAAAUCAAUGACCGCAAAAAACUCAGAGUUGGGCUUUGAAAGAUGCAUCAGAAACCCACCUCCCCAUCAGGAGUUGACCAACAUAAAAAGUGGCUCUCUCAUGCUUCUUCAUGCUUGGUCCUUUCAUUGGGGUGCAAGUGAUGAGCUCAUCAUCCAUGGUCAACUCUUAAAAGCAUCAGAAACCCACCCUGCCAUUAGGAGUUGACCAACACAAAAACAGGCUCUCUCUUUGAGAGCUUCCUCACGCUUUGUCCUUUCAUUGGUCUGCAAGUGAUCAACUCAUGAAUCACGGUCAACCAAAACUUUACGUCGGUCAAGAACGCAGAUCCUCCCAUAUUUAGUACGGAGAUUCAGCUGAAAUAACUCCCCAGUUCCCUGUAUUUGGGUUGCAUCCUGUCCAGUUCGAUGUCCGUACAUUGAUCUUGACAACAAGAUACGCGUGUGGGUUCAGAGGCAACGCCGGAUCGAAGCCAUCAACGGAGCUUGGGCAGUGAUCGGGCUCACAGCAGGAUUAGUGGUCGAAGUCCAGACCGGAGACAGCAUUCCAGCGCAGGUAAACCUGAUUAAUCUUCUAUGGAAAUUUGAGUAAGUGAGAGAUUUUUAUUCAUCGAUGAAUCGCCGAUCAUCUAGCAGCUGGCGAGGUAUUGGUCGGCCAUCGUCAGCCAAUUUUGGCAAUGGUGA